CAAAAAUCGAUACGCAUACAGAUGACAACAGCUAAAAUCAAUAAACACAUCGGUGAAAGAUAAAGAUCCCAAAUAGUGAUCAGUUCACAUAUCUGUUGGGGACUUUCAUGUUGAGCCCCAACCCGCCAUUUUUCCUAUAAUUUUAAAUUUUAAAUCUAUUUUUAUGAGAUUUUUUAUUUUAUGAUAAGUAAUUUUAUUUUUAAUUUGCAUUUUCUUGAUUAUAUGUUCAGAGAGGCUUCAACUGUACUCAAAAUUGAGGGCAUUGAUAGAGCAAAUGAGCUGAAGAAAGUGAAAUUUUACUUCAAAUUCUCAUUUUUUUCCCUACUUUUUACUGCUUUCAAUGUCAAUUAGCUAUACGUGUCCAGUGUUUUUUUUUUUUCUGGAUUUUGUUGGAAGUUAUGAGUUCUCAUAGUUGUUUAUUUUGAUUUUUGGGGUGUAUGUGAUAAUGAAGGAUAGAGCAACAGGCAGAGCACGUGGGUUUGGUUUUGUUGUAUUUGCCGAUGCUGCAAUUGUAAACAGAGCUGUCAAGGCGUAGCACAUGAUUGAUGGCAGAACUAGUAUUCAUCUGUUGCUCAAACUGGAAUUGUAGCAGACUUGGGUCUGUCUACUGCUCAGGUAGAAGCAAAAAAGGUGAGGCCUAGGGAUGAUCAACCGACCCCUAACCAGAAUUACUGGCAGCAUUCAAGGGUCUCCAGGUCCUGCUCGCACGGCCUGUAUAAAAAAGCUAUUUGUGGGAGGCUUAACAUCCACAAUUACGGAAAAUGAGUUCAAGAAGUACUUUGAUCAGUUUGGGUGUAUCGCAGAUGUUGUUGUGAUGUAUGAUCACAACACCCAAAGGCCUAGAGGUUUUGGAUUCAUUACAUUUGAUUACAUAAAGGGUUGGAGAAGAAACGGAGAGUCCGCUGUCUAGUGAAUGGAUUAAGCAAAUCAUAUCCCUCUUAUCUUAUCAUCCAAAUCUUAUAACUCUACUUUCACAGGUAUGCUUCUGAUUCAAUUAGUUUCCAGAAGCUCAAAACUUCUUAUGAGCUUCUCAAGGACCAAAAGGCUAGACUUGUUUUCGAUGAUUUGCUUCGUGUUAAACGUGAAAAGAUUAUGCCUCAAUCGCAACAGAGUUCCAAGCGCCGUAAGAUGAUGUCUGAUCUUGAUGAAAGGGAGAGGGCGGCUUUUGCCAAUGACUCUAGGGGGAAGGAACGGGAUGAGGAGGAAAGAAUUGCCAAGAAACUGAGGGAGGAGAUUGCUAGAAUACGUGCUAUGCAUUCUAAUAAGGGAGUAACGCCUGGGACUGGAAAAUUGAAAGAGAGUAGUGGUUCUGGUGCUCAGAGUGGUGGUUUGGAUAAGGAGAAGGUGCUUAAGGUUUCUUGGGAUAGAAUUGGUGGUGAGGAUUAUAGUGCUCAAAGAUUAGGAGAUUUGUUUCGCGAGUUUGGCGAGGUUGAAGACGUGGUCAUUAGAACUGCGAAUAAAAAGAAAGGAUCGGCUUUUGUAGUAAUGGCUUCAAAAGAUGCUGUUGUUACUGCAACAAGGAGUGUCCUUGGGGAUCUUAUAAAUCCUCUUUUAGUCAUGCCUCUUCAGCCAGCUGUAGCUCCCACUUUUACAAGUGCUCAGGAGCCAUCGGAAUCUAGAACUCCAGAAAUGAGUCAUCUUGUUGGUGCUGGAUUCCAGGCAUUCGAAGAUUCAGUGUUGGCGAAACUGCGAAUGAUCUAACUCUAAUUAAUAUCUGAAGAGUUUGCAUUUUUUCCAAUCACUUUACUUGUGACAAUUAUUCAUUAGAGUUUAUUGUCAACACCCCCCCCCCCCCCCCCCCCCCCCAACCCCCCAAAAAAACAAAAACAAAAAUUGUGUUCAUACAGGUACACUAUAUUCAUGUAAUAUGCUUACUUAUUGCCAAUUCUAUACUUGACAAUGUAUAGAUACUUAUUGCUAGA
Molecule: messenger RNA, 1922 nt
Organism: Daucus carota subsp. sativus
Lineage: Eukaryota; Viridiplantae; Streptophyta; Magnoliopsida; Apiales; Apiaceae
Exons: 4
Coding region: 1093-1701 (202 amino acids)
Molecular function (GO): RNA binding
Source: RefSeq, a predicted model, not a curated record